Messenger RNA from Pelodiscus sinensis (Chinese soft-shelled turtle), 1921 nucleotides. Its product is annotated as putative defense protein 3. Lineage: Eukaryota; Metazoa; Chordata; Testudines; Trionychidae. The record is from RefSeq and is a predicted model, not a curated record. Gene Ontology annotation, cellular component: membrane.
GUAGAGCCUUCCUCCUCUUUCCUCUGUGUUAAAUGUGUCUGCAAUCAGAGAGGAUUUAUUGUUGAUUCAAAGGACAGGCAACCCCAGUCAUGGCUUACUGGAAUACUUCACUUCUCCUUGGCUACAUCAUCUUUUGGAAUAUUAUUAGUCCAUGUGUUGCUUUUCCAACAGGAGCCCCAGCAACAGCCUGUGAGAAUAUGAUGCCUGUGCAUAUGGGGGUCCAUCCCCAGCCAAGCCCAGCCCCCUAUGAGGUCCAGAUUGAUGCACCUUCUUUCGUGAACAGGCAGAUGAUUAAUGUUCAGAUUGUAGGGCCAGGAUACAGAGGCUUGUUGCUGGAAGCUCGCACCUUUGGCUCCACUGCUGCACUCGGCAGUUGGCAGAAUCCUGCCAAUAACACUAAGUUCUUACAGUGCUCUGGAAACCCAAAAGGUGCAAUUACUCAUUCGAACACUGAGUUAAAAACAAGCCUCUCUACUUAUACCUGGCUGCCCCCGAACUCUGGCUGCCUCCCAGUCAUUACAUUCAUAGCAACUGUAGCACAGUCUCGUGAAAUUUACUGGCUUGGUGUCAAAUCCAAAGUGAUGUGGAGAGAUUCUAAAGCUACGUGUGCUGCUGGGAAGUUUACAUGGACAAUAACUAUUGUAACACUGGUGCCUUUCCACUUACUGCUUUUGCCAAGCUUCUUAUAUUAAGUGUUGGAGUUUAAGAGGAUCUAGUCAAUGGAUAAGGAACAAAUACAGACCCCAUAUACAAUCACUGCAUUUGAUUCUGCCAUGAAGUGAAUUCCGGAAGCCUAAGACCAUUGUUUAUACACAAGUUAUACUGGUUUUUAAACUAUACCAUAAUAGUUAAAGUAAUACAACCCUCUACUAUGCAGGUAUGCUGGUACAUCUUCCUACAGGAAUAUUAUACCCAUAUAACAAUGUCCUCUCUAGGGGGUAGAACCCUCACAACCCUAACCAGUGCACUUUUAAUGUUAUUUGAUGUGUGUGUAGACUAAGACUAAAGAUGUGUAACACAAAGGCAAUGAGAGAGCAGCUAAAAUUGAUUUGAAAAAAAAAUUAGUGCCAUGACUUCAACUCCAUUCUAAAUUAGAACAUAUACAAGAUCACCACUUUUACUUUGUAUCAGGAAUGAUAUAUCCGGACACUGUAUCAAUAUUAUUGUAUUAAUACAAUGAGUACAGCUAGGGCAUCUCUGGUCCAGCACCCUCAGGACCUGAGCAGUCCUGAACCACGGAGCUGCUGUACCAGGGGAGAUCAAGGCUCCCCACUAUGCUGACCAGCCCCGCACUCCCUGCCAGCCACAGAUUUUGCCAGACCAGAGUGUCCUGGAUUUUAGAGGUUCAACAUCUAGUACAAAACAUCUAUAGAAUUAACAGGCAAUGACUUGCUGCUAUAAUAUCAUUAUUCCUCAGUUAUUUUAUCCUAUCUAAAUAGGCACUGUAUUCACUUCUGGUUCAAGCUAAUGAUACAUUAACAGUAAGAAGCAGAGAGACACUCAAAUUUCUCAAAAGGCAGGUCAUUUCAUUAAGUAAUCCCUAUAUUGCUACUACUCUUUGCAACCUCUCAGUUUUGAGAAGGGUAAUGUUCCCUUUAAAAGCAUCAUCUCCUGCUGUCAUGUUAUAACAGCUUUGUAACAAAGACGACAUUAAGGCUUAGCAUUGCUCAUUGCAAGCUAAUAUCAUGAGGGUGCACACAACCUAUUCAAUAAAUGGUUAUUUCUGCUAUUUAGAGCAGCUUAGUAGUCUUAGUUUAUCUGCAGUUACACAGCUUACUGAAAAUAACAGGUAUAUAAAUAAGAUAUUUAUUUCCUUGUGUGAAAGUAGACUGAAUUAUAAAGUAGAAUGAAUUAAAGAAAUGUUUGUUCCUUUAGCAGGAAGAGAGAUGUUAAGGUAAAGUUGUUUGUGUGCAAGCAGGAA